Molecule: messenger RNA, 1553 nt
Organism: Anopheles aquasalis
Lineage: Eukaryota; Metazoa; Arthropoda; Insecta; Diptera; Culicidae
Gene: Uro
Product: Urate oxidase
Biological process (GO): urate catabolic process; purine nucleobase catabolic process
Cellular component (GO): peroxisome
Molecular function (GO): urate oxidase activity
Source: RefSeq, a predicted model, not a curated record
AAACGGUGUCCGCAGACGAGUGAGGUUCGGCCCCGAGCACAGUGCAAGGAAGAAAGCGCAAUCGCCUACCAAGUGAACAACCGUGUGUUGUUUGUGUCUGUGGCCUAGACUCCAGGAGGAGAAUUUAUUUUUAACGUUACCAGCAAACCAGCUCAUUUUUACGAUCCCGCGGCAAGAUGAUGUCCAGAAAGCUGCUCGACGAAAGCAAUGGCUACCAGCAGCAGCUGCUGGAGGGUGAGAACGCCCAGUUUCAGAUCAGUAACUAUGGUUACGGUAAGGACAGCGUGAAGGUGAUGCACGUCGUCCGGAAUGGACAGGUCCACUCGAUAAAGGAGUUUGAGGUGGGCACCAAGCUGAAGCUCAGAAGCCAAAAGGAUUAUCUCGAAGGUGACAACAGUGACAUUGUGGCCACGGAUUCGCAGAAGAACACCGUCUAUCUGUUGGCCCGCAAGCACGGGCUAGAGUCGCCGGAAGAGUUUGGAAUGCUGCUGUGUCAUCACUUUCUGGACAAGUACUCACACGUCGAGGAGGUUUCGAUUCACAUCGAGGAGUAUCCGUGGUCGCGGAUUGGCUUCGGUACCGGUCCGUAUAAAGAUCUGCACAACCAUGCCUUUGUCUUCACGCCGACUGCUCUCCGCUACACGGAUGUGACGCAGAAGAGAACUGAACCUAAGCCAACGAUCGUUAGCGGUUUGAUGAACCUGCGCGUCCUCAAGACGACCCAGUCGGCAUUCGUGAACUUCGUGGACGACGAGUACCGCUCACUGCCGGAUCAGCACGAUCGCAUCUUCAGCACCGUUGUCCGCUCGUCCUGGCAAUACUCAACCGCGACGGGCGUCGAUUUCGAUUACUGCUGGAACAAGGUGAUGCAGUGCAUUCUGAACAACUUUGCGGGCGAUGCGGAGAAGGGCAUCUUUUCGCCGAGUGUCCAGCAUACGCUGUACCUGGCGGAGAAGCAGGUGCUCGAAUUGGUGCCCCAAAUUUCCUCGAUCGACAUGUCGAUGCCCAACAAGCAUUACUUCACGUUCGACUUCAGCAAGUUCCCCAAGGUCAUCAAGGAUCCGCAGCUGAAGGAGGAAACGGUUUACGUGCCGGUGGACAAACCGGCCGGUAUCAUCUACGCCCAGCUCGAUCGGAAAUCGGAUCAGGCUGUCAAAAGUAAACUAUAGACUUUCGAGACUGAUGGGGACGGUUUCCGCUAGACCAGGCGGUCCCGGAGGGGGGUUUAGAGCUCUUUCUGUGUACUCGGGCGUGGCUCGGGGGAAGGGUUUCGGUUGGAUCUUUUCGCUGACAAGGGGUUAAUGGGGUGCGGGAGGUUUUGUUGACUGCAAACGAGCUAUUCUCAUCGUCAACCUGACACAGCCGGGAGAGAAAGGGGAGGGGGGUGGGAAGGAACCGAAGGAAGUGAUCGAGUCUCUUAUUUGAUCUAUUAAUGACUUCACUCCACGCGUGUAUAAGGUUCAGACGCUCGAUAGAUGCUCAUCUUUUUGUUUUAUGUAUAAGUAAACGGUAUGAUAAAUAAAGUUAAUCCUAGAUAUGAAAUUUAACAUAAA